Molecule: messenger RNA, 3752 nt
Organism: Anastrepha ludens (Mexican fruit fly)
Lineage: Eukaryota; Metazoa; Arthropoda; Insecta; Diptera; Tephritidae
Product: spondin-1
Exons: 6
Coding region: 37-2421 (794 amino acids)
Biological process (GO): cell adhesion
Cellular component (GO): extracellular matrix
Molecular function (GO): serine-type endopeptidase inhibitor activity
Source: RefSeq, a predicted model, not a curated record
UCUAAAAUAGAUCGCGUUAACAACGGUUUCAGUGAAAUGGUUUGGCUCAAAUUCAUAUUCUUGGUGCUGCUAGUAGCAGCCAAGCAAGUGCAAGCGCUAAUAUGCAGUCGAUAUCCGACGAAUACAUUGAUGCCGAAAUCACCGGUAGAUGAGAAUUUUAUGGUGACAAUCAGCGGAAAUCCGCAAACCUAUAUAUUAGGGCAGGAUUAUAAUGUCACAGUUCAAGCAUUCAACGGGGUGCGCUUUAUCGGCUUCAAGCUCGCGCUAGAGUAUGACAAUGGAGACCCGAGUCUAAAUCAAGAUCUUGGGCACUUCGAACUGCUGGAUCCGAUAGAGACACGCUACAGCCCGAAUUGUAUUAAUAUGGUGGAGAGUACAAAUACCAAUCCAAAGACGCGCAUUGAUGUCUCUUGGGUGGCGCCCGAGCAACCCGGUAGCGGUUGCGUGCUCAUACGUACAACAUUGCUCCAACAUCGCGAUGUUUGGUUCAUGGAUGACGGUGGACUAACGCGUCGUAUUUGCGAAGAAAGCAACGAUGAAUUGGAAAGUGCACCGUUGAGCGCCGACAGGAAUAGCUGUUGUGCGUGUGAUGAGGCACGCUAUGAGCUCACUUUCGAAGGCACUUGGUCGCGUAAUUUACAUCCGAAGGACUUUCCCACAAAAUGUUGGAUAACACGUUUCAGCGAUAUUAUAGGCGCCUCGCAUUCGGGCGACUAUCGUUUCUGGGAGUAUGGACAAAUGGCCACUGAGGGUAUGAAAGAGUUUGCGGAACAUGGUUCGGUGCUAACGCUUGAGAGGGAAUUUAACUACUACUUUAAGAAUGGGAAAAUACGCACUAUUAUUAAAGCGCGCGGUCCUGCCUUUCCCAAUUUAAAUGGCCAAUCUCUGGCUUCCGUACGUGUGGACCCGCAUCACCACCUAAUUUCAUUAGCUUCCAAAAUAGAUCCAUCCCCUGAUUGGAUUGUCGGCGUGUCCGGUUUGGAGCUCUGCAUGGCCAAUUGUACUUGGCUCGAACAGAAAACUGUUGUCCUAUAUCCGUGGGAUGUCGGAACCGAUGCUGGUCCUUCAUAUACGUCGCCAGAUCAACCUCAAGUUCCGGCCGAUGUAAUACGGCGCAUGCGCUCCGACUUUCCAAAUGAUCCGCGUUCACCAUUUUUCGACGAGAAUGGCUUGCCAAUGAAACCUUUGGCUAUACUAAAGAUUAAGCGACAAAGACUUUAUGAACGACUGUGUGAGGAUGAAGAAUCCAAUAAUGUGGGCGUGCCUCGUGAAUGCGUCACUCACCCUUGGACUGCUUGGAGUGACUGUACCACCAAAUGCGGUGAAGGACGUCAGUUCCGUACACGCGUCUACAAACAGCCGGAUGUAGCAAAGGUCUUCAAUUGCGAAGUGGAUACUCGACAAGAUCGUUCCUGUAGGGGCGAAGAAUGUGGAUAUGACGAACGACGAUUUGAUAGAAUGCAAGGUCGAAACAGAAACAAUGAAGGUGAUUUUCUCGAUGGAGAAGAAAUAGGAGACUCAGAUGAGAUGUCACGCGAGGAUUGUAAAUACACAGGCUGGAGUGGUUGGUCGCCAUGCAGUAAUACUUGUGGUGAGGGUCGAAUGACGCGUAGGCGCCAAUAUGAGAAUCUGAUGUCGGAGGCAAAGUGUCAGAGGAUGAAAUUUGUACCAUUGGUGCAGUAUCAAAAAUGUAUAGGUCGUGAAUGUCUGGAAAACACGAAUGAUAGGCGUAGAAUUCAAGAAGUAGAGGAAGACGAAAAGGGAAUAGAAGCGGAGGAGGAAGAAAAUGGAAUAAGUGACUGGCAACAAAGUCGUGGCAAAUCUCGUUUUGGCUAUGCAAGACCAAUCAAUGCAAUAGAACGAAAUCGCGAACGUAACGAAGAAGAUGGCGAGGGCUUCGAGGAGGAGGAGGAGGAGGAGGAGGGGGAGGAGGGGGAAGAGGAAGAGGAGAAAGGGGAAGAGAAAGAGGAAGAGGAGAAAGAGGAAGAGGAAGAGGAGAAAGAGGAAGAGGAAGAGGAGGAAGAAGAUGAAGAAGAGGUGGAAGAGAAGGUAGGGGUAUGGGAAGACUACAAGAAUACUUACGAUUUCAGGAGGUCAAAUACGCGCGGCAGAAAUCAACGUCCUUAUUCACGCACGAAUACGAGAGAAGAGGAAGAGCCUGACAGUGACCACACGGAAACACCGAAAUUCUGCUUUCAAAAACUUAAGAUUCCCCGUUGCUUCAAAUCAGGAGUAGUGAAAAAUUAUUGGUUCUACAACUACUGUGAAGAUCAGUGUAUGUUAUUUACUGCCGAAAGCUGUGAUAGGAAUAAAAAUAAAUUUACAUCAUUGGAAAUGUGCGAAGAGACGUGUCGCCCGCCUGGGAACGAAGAGCUGCUGCAAAGAAAACAACAGCGCGGUUGUGACCAGUCAAUGGAGUGAAAAAAAAAACGAAGCAAAUGUUCUAGAUUUAAAACUUCUUUACUUAUAGCUUAAGCGAGUAUGUAUGUACAUAUGUCCUAGGUUAGAUUAGAUUAUUGUUUUUGUACAUUUUUAGAAGUUGUUUUUAGUGCUUACAUAUUAUAUUAAAAAAAUUACAUAAUUCUUUCGAACUCAAAUAAAAAUAUGAAUAGGUACAAUCAAAUUGCAUCAGAAUCGGUUUACAGGCUUAGGUUAAAAUGAAAUAUUCAAUAACUUUCUCGCCACUAAGCUCACCAUGCAAUUUUAUGCGAAUCUAUAGGAGGAAGUAGCGAAUCUAUGUAGAGGAAGACUGCUGAAAUGACAGGACAGUUCUUGGCUGUAUGUAAAAAAUAUUCGAGCCGUUCCGGUAAUCUAGACCUGAAACACGUAGCUGCCAUCACAGUGAUCUGCAGGAAAAGGUUUCUAGACGACAACAAGUGUUUUUUGUUUUAUAAGAAAGAACUUGUCUACCGUGUAUAACAAAAACUGUUUCAACUGCAUUGGAAAAACUAGGAGUUAUACUUUCUCUUCUCCUAACAGAGAUGGUCGCUGUAGCUGUAUACAUUUAUGCUGAUUGUUGUUGUUGUAGCAGCGUAAACAUACCCCAUACAUGCACGGGGAAUGCUGCUGGAGUGACAGUCCUUGGCCGGAUAUAAAUCCGGGUCGUUCCGAUGACGUAGAACCGAUUUAUGCUGAUACCGAAAGGUAUCGAUAGCAAAACUUUAAAUGGGUUUUUCUCAAAACUACUUAUGUUUUUGAAGUGGUGAUCACUGCUUUUGAAAAACAUAAAAAACUCGUGCCUGAUCGAAGGAUUUUUUUUAAAUUUCGAUUUUUUUUAACAAUUAAUUCUCGGUUUUUUCCUCGAAAAUCUGAAAAAUACUUGCUGAGGCCGCCAUAUUGUUAAUUUUGAAAAAAAAACUUCGAUUAGGCACAAGAUUAUCUACUAAUAAAACUAGUUUCUCUUGUCCGAUUGAUUUUAGAUGAAUCUCUUCUGGAGAAACGGCCUCCGCACAAAGAGCGAUACCUUUUACAAUUAUUAAUUUUUUUGUUGAAAUUUUGCUUAAGUCAAAUCGAUGUAUUAAUGCUAUGUUUUUAUUUUUGUAAAAUCGACUAGCAAAAAAAAUUAUUGAAAAACAUAAUUUUUUCAGGCCUCUGACUACCCCUAACCCCUUACAGCCAAUCAUUUUACGCCAAUUUCUCUCUUCGACAGCAAUUACAUUUUGUAAACUGAAAAUGAGGUGUAAUAUAUUUUGCUUUUCAUUUUCUUAAAUUUAAUGCAAUUAACAAUUUUGAAAAUAAAUCUAUCAAGCUAA